AUGCGCUGGAAGAAGAUUGGGUGGAUGGCGUUACUACGAACGUCUGACGCACGUGCAAGUGAUUUGGAGACGAACUUGCAACUUUUACAAACGUUUACAAAAGAAGACCUUCUCCAAGACAACAACAUCGACAGUAUGCUUGCUUGCAUCGCGGCCCACGUGUUGUGCGGACACGUCCGCGAAUACCGCCCGCUCUUGGCCAAGCUGUCGGCCCAACGCUUUCAAAAGCUUAACGAAGUGUUCGAUGGUAGAAGACUCGAGACACUGGAUCAAGCUAUGGACGUCUUGCACCCAGCUCCGUGGUUCCGCUUUCAAACGCAGACGAAUUCUGUCCGUGAUCCACACGCUUUGCAAGAGCUUGAAGACUUCGACCAUACCAACAAGUGA
Phytophthora nicotianae INRA-310 is the source of this 387-nucleotide messenger RNA. RefSeq lists its product as hypothetical. NCBI's taxonomy places the organism in Eukaryota, Oomycota, Peronosporomycetes, Peronosporales, Peronosporaceae. The transcript has a single exon. The record is from RefSeq and is a predicted model, not a curated record. The coding region runs from base 1 to 387 and encodes 128 amino acids.